This is a messenger RNA of Dracunculus medinensis (Guinea worm), 969 nucleotides long. Lineage: Eukaryota; Metazoa; Nematoda; Chromadorea; Rhabditida; Dracunculidae. The record is from the annotation of a GenBank genome assembly.
UAUCCGUCAAAACCAUCAUUAUUCAUUAGUAAUAUAUAUUUGGCAAGGAAAGUUAUUAUUUCAAGUUCAAGAUUAAUACUGUUUUCGAAUCUUUUUAAAACGAUAAAUAUAUUUUCGGGCAAACUUUUUAGACGAGAUCAAUUAUCAGUAGUGGUUGUGAACUGCGGUGGAUGCGAUACAUCAGCAUUUGUCUGUAAACUUUUAAAAUGCGCUGGUUCAGAAGUUCGAGUAGAUUUAAUGGCUAAAAGUUUUUCAUUUGAAACAGCUGGUGUUUGGAGAACAAUUAAUUUGAUUGAAGUGGAUUCAGCUAAGCAUGAUUUAUGGAUGUCUUUAAAUGUUGAUGGUUGUCUUUUAUUAUUUACUCCAAGUAGCAAUCAUUCAUUCAAGCAAGCAAGCGAGAAACUUCGUAAGCGUAAAUCACAAUGCAACUGUGAUGACCUCUACAAUUGGCAAAUAUGGCAUCGGAGACCGGCGCGCCAAUGGGUAACGCCUUCUUCGUUAUGCCGAAGAAAGCGUGAACGCUUUAAUACUAAUAUUUGCUUCUGCCAUCAUAUUACAGUUCUUCUAAAGCAUUAUGCAGAUCGCAUAUGGCUUAUUGGUGUAGCAAAUGACCCAGCAAGUUCGAGGCGUUUUUCCAGCUCCGUGUCGUACAAUGGUUUUGCUUUGAUUUUUUUCUCAUCGGAACACCAUUUUCCUCAAAAUUUUCUUAUCACUCCACCAAUGGUCGAAGCGAGAGGAGUAGCACAGAGUGUCGGAGCUCACUAUACUGAAGUUGUUAGGGAUGGCAAAACUGAACGGAGCCCACUGGCUUAUAAUUAUCUAAUGACUGAUAUGAUGUCUUUUAUCGGUGAACGAAAAGUCGAAUGCAUGCCAAUGAAAAUCACAUUCGAAUUUGAUGGAAAAGAUACAUCGGAAGCAAAUCUUAUCGUAAGAAAGAAUGUAAAUGCUCUUGACUUUGCACCACAAUGA